Oncorhynchus gorbuscha (pink salmon) is the source of this 1449-nucleotide messenger RNA. RefSeq names its product twisted gastrulation protein homolog 1-A-like. The record is from RefSeq and is a predicted model, not a curated record. The coding region runs from base 485 to 1159 and encodes 224 amino acids. Gene Ontology annotation, biological process: regulation of BMP signaling pathway. NCBI's taxonomy places the organism in Eukaryota, Metazoa, Chordata, Actinopteri, Salmoniformes, Salmonidae. The transcript is spliced from 5 exons.
ACCCAGCCCAGAACAAGCCACGCAGAGGAAGAAGCAGUGGCCAGGAAAAACUCCCGAGAAGGAACCUAGGAAGAAAUCUAGAAAGCAACUAGGCUCAGAGUGGUGUCUAGGCCUCAUCUGGCUAUUAUUAUCAGUGAAAAAAUUGUUGCUACUAUUUUCUAUGUGAUAAGCUAAAAAAAAAUCGUAUAGCCCAGUCGAAUAUAUCACUGCCAAACCUAUAGACAUGGCCUAUCACAUGAUACCAAUUGACAGUGUUCUUGGCUCGGGUUCACCUGAGCAGGACUCCUGUGUCUGAAAUGGUAGCUGUAUCUUUAAGGCGCUUGCCUACCCCUGUCUGCUUUGUGUAGCGAGUGUGGAGAGUCACGCCAUCAGAACAUGCUUUAAUUCUGAAAAGUAGAGGUGGAAAAGGGGUUAAGAAACGUUCACCUCUGGAGCAACAAUCGACUAGUUGGGCAAGGAUACCGUUGUUUCGUGCGUGUCGGAAAUGAAGUCCACUCAAUUUUUACUAUCCACUGCACUUCUUUUCCUUCUAUCUGGACUUUCCAUGAUUACCGCUUGCAACAAGGCUCUCUGUGCCAGUGAUGUCAGCAAGUGCCUCAUUCAGGAGCUGUGUCAGUGCAGGCCCUCUGAUGGGAACUGCUCAUGCUGUAAGGAGUGUAUGCUCUGUCUGGGCACACUGUGGGAGGAGUGCUGCGACUGUGUGGGGAUGUGUAACCCCAGGAACUACAGCGAUACUCCGGCUACCUCCAAGAGCACGGUGGAGGAACUCUACCGACCCAUCCCCUCACUGUUCCGUGCCCUCACAGAGGGCGAAGCACCUAUCAACAUGAUGGUAGUAUCCUUCCCCGUGGCUGAGGAACUAUCUUACCAUGAGAACCUGGUGUCUUUCCUGGAAACUCUGGAGGACCAGCACCAAAAUGUCUCCCUGACCGGGAACAGUAUCCACACCAGCUACGAUAACACCCAAAGUACUGAAGAUAACAUGUGCACUGUGGUGUACUUUGACGACUGCGUGUCCAUCCGCCAGUGCAAGCAAUACUGCGAGUCCAUGGGGGGCUCCAAAUACCGCUGGUUCCACAAUGCCUGCUGUGAGUGUAUCGGCCCAGAGUGCCUCGACUACGGCAGCAAAACUGUCAAGUGUAUGAACUGCCUGUUCUGAUUGAAGCUAAUAGGACUGGCGACAUUAGGGUACUGUGUUCAAACUGCCACAAGGGGGCACUAUCUGGAGUAGCAGAUGGUUAACUGAGGAAUAUGACUUUCAUAAUGCUUCAGUAUUUUUAUGAAUUAUUUUUGCUCAUUUUUAUAUUUUAUAGGUUCUUUAGCAAAUUAGAAAUAUAUCGUUUUGAAUUUUUUCUAGUUAAGAGGAGAGGUCCAUGUUUUAAAAUGUGUAAUGCAAUGGCAUUUUAUUUUUGAUGUCAUGGAAAAUCAGAGUAAAUGCUAUUUGUAUAA